ACACACUGUAUCUAGUGUACUGAAGCAAAGAGGGAACUUCCUGUUAGUUAUCUAGCAGGCUCCAAGAGGGGAUAUAAAAGCUAUUAAUAUGUUGUUAUUAUGUGUUAAUAUGAUACAUUCAUAUGAAUAGAUAGCUGUAGCUUGUGUUCAUUGUUGUGAUGAGCAGAAGAUGGACUUUAACAGGACUGUUCUGGUGACUGGAGGCUGUGGAUUCAUUGGCUCCCACCUUGUGUGUUCCCUGGUCAACAGACACCCUGACUGGAGGAUUAUCAACCUGGAUAAUCUGGAUUACUGCUGCAGCCCCAGGAGUCUGGAGAGCGUUGAAGACAGAGCCAACUACACCUUUAUCAGGGGAGAUGUGUGCAACUCACAGCUGAUAAAUCACAUUUUCAACACUGAAAACAUCGAUGUGAUCUUUCACCUGGCGGCCAAAACGCACGUCGAGUCGUCGUUUGAAACUCCGUUGACUUUCCAGCGCGUUAACAUCGACGGGACCAGAGUUUUACUGGGAGCCGCCCAUCAGGCCCGACACCAGCCUCAGCGCUUCAUCUACGUCAGCACUGAUGAAGUGUACGGAGCCAGUCUGGACCAGGUGUUUGAUGAGAGCAGCCCAGUGAGGCCCUCUAACCCAUAUUCUGCCACUAAAGCAGCUGCAGAGUACCUGGUCACAUCCUACUGGGACAAAUAUAAGUUUCCCAUCAUCAUCACCAGGAGCAACAACAUCUACGGGCCCAGGCAGUACACUGAGAAGGUCAUUCCCAGGUUUCUCACCCUCUUGCAAAUGAACAAGAAAUGCACCAUCCAGGGAACCCUCCCCAUAUCCCGCCAUUUCCUGUUCGUCGACGACGCCGUCAGCGCCUUCCAGCUGGUUCUGGAGAAAGGGGUUGUGGGAGAAAUCUACAAUAUGGGAACAAGCUGUGAGAUUCCCAUCAUGCAGCUGGCCAGGGAACUUGUUAAGAUGGUGAAGAACGUGCCGGACUCCGAGGUGAACGACUGGCUCAAGUUUGUGCCCGACAGGCCGCGAGUUGACCUGCGCUACCCCAUCACAUGUGAGAAGCUGCAGCAGCUGGGCUGGAGAGCGGAGGUGUGCUGGGCUGAAGGCAUCAGACAGACCGUCAAAUGGUACCAAGACAACCCAGACUUCUGGCCGGACGCAAGCGAGGACCAAGAAGAACAAAUCAGAAGCCGGCUUCUUCAAGAAGCCACGGACAAAUAAGAGACUUUUUUUCUACAAAUGAUUUCACACAACAGGACUGAUUUAUGUCUCAACUAACAAAUGAAGAGUUUAUUAUUGUUGUCUCUAAAUGAUUGUGGGACCAACAGGAAGGCAGAGCCUCCCUUCAACCAAAGCACACCUGGAUAAUCAAUGCACUUUAUUUUGAUAUCGAUUACAUGAAAUUAGAAUUGUGACAGAUAUUUUUUUAAAUAAUCUAUUCUCAUUUCCUUUGCUGCCUGUCAUUUAAUGUUCAAAUUGAGCCGGUAGCUCAGAAAUCCAACGAGCAAAUACUGUAGCGGUGUUACAUUUACAUGCACUCAAGUACCGAGGUUACCCAGAAAUGAGUAAGGCGACUAAGUCAGUUGCUUAAGUGCACGUAAACGCAGCAGCUCCUGCUGACAUUCAGCAAGCUUUACAAGUCAAAUGUGUUUAAUCUUUUACAGCACAAGCAUUAUUUUAUUAAUUUAAAGAUACUUUGUUAUAGCAGUAGCCUUAUAAUAAAACGGAUGAGAAGGGAACUUGAAGUCAAAUCAUCUCAGUCAUUUGUUAAAGAGAUGUGUUUUUCACAUAAUGCUGUAUUUAACUGCUAAUAAACUUGAUUAUUUAAUAACUUCAAAA
Sebastes umbrosus (honeycomb rockfish) is the source of this 1834-nucleotide messenger RNA. Its product is annotated as dTDP-D-glucose 4,6-dehydratase-like. The coding region runs from base 170 to 1216 and encodes 348 amino acids. Lineage: Eukaryota; Metazoa; Chordata; Actinopteri; Perciformes; Sebastidae. The transcript is spliced from 12 exons. The record is from RefSeq and is a predicted model, not a curated record. Gene Ontology annotation, biological process: nucleotide-sugar metabolic process. Gene Ontology annotation, molecular function: dTDP-glucose 4,6-dehydratase activity.